AUGGCAUCUGACAACUCCCAGUCCAAGCUGCCUGGGCUCCCGGGCUAUGAUGCACACAAUUUGCAGCCGUGGACUGUGCAAGUCGUUGUUGCAGUGACAGUCCUGGCGCUGGCGGCCGUCGGACUGCGUCUUCUCAGUCGUCACAUCAAACACCAGCAACUAUGGCUGGAUGACAAGAUGAUCAUGUUCUCCAUGGGCUGGAACCUGGUUGUUGUAGGCUUCAUCUUUGCCAUGUAUUCGUCCGGGAUGGGCCUGCAUGCCGACAAGGUCGACCCGGCCGACAUCGUCAUGAUGGCCAAGUGGUUGGUCGUGGCCGAGGUUCUCUAUGCGUGGAAUCUAGGCUGGACCAAGAUGAGCUUGUUGCUCAUGUACUAUCGCAUCUUCCGCCUGCCGUACUUCAAGAAGAUGGCCUGGGUCGUCGGGGCCUUUGUCUGGGCCUGGGUCAUUUGCAUCACCUUCUUAUUCAUCUUCAUCUGCGUACCGGUUCAGAAGUUGUGGUAUCCGCAGAUUCCCGGAAGAUGCAUAAACCAAGUCGGCACCUGGAUAUCCAACGCCGCCUCCACCAUCUUCACCGACCUCGUCAUCCUGCUGAUGCCCAUUCCCCAGAUAUGGAAGCUCCAGCUGCGGAAAACCGAGAAAAUCGGUCUCACACUCGCCUUCAGCCUUGGUUUCUUUGUCGUAUUUGCGUCGGCCUACCGCACAAGCGUCCUCUUCACGUACACGGCCAAGGACCCGACAUACACACUCGCCCCCACGGUGGGAUGGACAGCCAUUGAAAUGUCGGCCGGCAUCGUGUCGGCAUGCCUGCCUACCCUUCUCCCCAUUGCGCUUUGCUGCGCGCGAGCGUUCGGCUUCACACGAACCGCGAGUGUGCCCAGUAGGGAGACCAACGCUCCGCCGACAUUUGGUGGUUCCGGCGGCAACAAGACCAAGUUGAAGAGCGGACUGAAUACGUUGACCAACUUUAGCACCCGGGACGGCGAUGACGAUGGUCACCAAGGCGAGGAGAGCCCCUUUUGCCGCCUGCCGGACAACGCGGAAUCGGAAAGCGUCAUCUCGCACGCCGUGGACUCGAGAAGCGAAACCCCAGAGGCAGCGUUGGAGCCGAGCCUCCGCCCAGACAUGAAGAAGGGGUAUGGGCAUUCUGUGAAAAGUUACACGGCAAAGGGCGGCGGAAGCCACGAUGACGAUAUCCCAUUACAGGGGAUCCGGGUGCAGAGAGACUUUACGAGCUCAACAUCGCGGAGACACUAA
Messenger RNA from Metarhizium brunneum ARSEF 3297, 1254 nucleotides. Its product is annotated as Satratoxin biosynthesis SC1 cluster protein 4. NCBI's taxonomy places the organism in Eukaryota, Fungi, Ascomycota, Sordariomycetes, Hypocreales, Clavicipitaceae. The record is from RefSeq and is a predicted model, not a curated record.